ACAGUUCUCUUUUCUCUCUCGAAUCGAUAACCCCACUAAACAAUCAUCAUGUCUGGACGUGGUAAGGGCGCUAAGGCUAAGGGAAAGGCAAAGAGCCGAUCAUCCCGUGCAGGACUUCAGUUCCCCGUCGGUCGUGUUCACCGAUUCCUCCGAAAGGGAAACUACGCCAACCGUGUUGGUGCUGGAGCCCCAGUCUACUUGGCUGCCGUGCUCGAGUACUUGGCAGCUGAGAUCCUCGAGUUGGCUGGCAAUGCCGCUCGCGACAACAAGAAGACGAGGAUCAUCCCCCGUCACUUGCAGCUGGCCAUCAGGAACGACGAGGAGUUGAACAAGCUUCUUGGCGGAGUCACCAUUGCCCAGGGUGGUGUCCUCCCCAACAUCCAGGCUGUCCUUCUGCCCAAGAAGACCUCCAAGUCCUCCAAGUAAAGAGUUAUCUCUUUGCUGGUUUAAAUCCAACGGCUCUUUUCAG
Strongylocentrotus purpuratus (purple sea urchin) is the source of this 469-nucleotide messenger RNA. Its product is annotated as histone H2a-beta. Gene Ontology annotation, cellular component: nucleosome. The transcript has a single exon. NCBI's taxonomy places the organism in Eukaryota, Metazoa, Echinodermata, Echinoidea, Camarodonta, Strongylocentrotidae. Bases 49 to 426 code for a protein of 125 amino acids. Gene Ontology annotation, molecular function: DNA binding; protein heterodimerization activity; structural constituent of chromatin. The record is from RefSeq and is marked provisional.